Coccomyxa subellipsoidea C-169 is the source of this 225-nucleotide messenger RNA. RefSeq names its product cytochrome c oxidase subunit H. Gene Ontology annotation, cellular component: mitochondrion; respiratory chain complex IV. The record is from RefSeq and is a predicted model, not a curated record. Lineage: Eukaryota; Viridiplantae; Chlorophyta; Trebouxiophyceae; Coccomyxaceae. The annotation marks the transcript as partial. The transcript is spliced from 3 exons.
AUUGAGCUGAAGACGGCCUCUCAUGACCCUCGCUUCCCAUCCACAAACCAGGCACGGCACUGCUACACGCGCUACAACGAGUACCACCGCUGCGUGGCCCAGAAGGGGGAGGAGGAUCCAGAGUGCAGCGUGUUCCAGAGAGCCUACCGCUCCAUCUGCCCCGGCGAGUGGCUGGAAAGGUGGAACGAGGCCCGCGAGAAUGGGAACUGGCCCGGCCGUUACUAG